Molecule: messenger RNA, 1044 nt
Organism: Histoplasma mississippiense
Lineage: Eukaryota; Fungi; Ascomycota; Eurotiomycetes; Onygenales; Ajellomycetaceae
Product: eukaryotic translation initiation factor 3 subunit EifCf
Exons: 3
Coding region: 1-1044 (347 amino acids)
Biological process (GO): translational initiation
Cellular component (GO): eukaryotic translation initiation factor 3 complex, eIF3m
Molecular function (GO): translation initiation factor activity; metallopeptidase activity; translation initiation factor binding
Source: RefSeq, a predicted model, not a curated record
AUGGCUGAUACCGAUUCAUUUCUCCAUCUUUCGCGGCCUCUGGGACCGGCUCUGGUUGGCGCUCAAGCCUCUACCGCCCCUCUUAAUGUUGUGAUACAACCACAAGCGAUUUUUUCAAUCCUCGAUCAUUCCCUUCGUCGCAAUGCUGACCAGGAGCGGGUCAUUGGUACUCUACUGGGGACCCGAUCCGAGGAUGGCACUGAAGUUGAGAUCCGCUCCUGUUUCGCCGUCGGGCACACGGAAACAACCGAUCAGGUCGAGGUUGAUAUGGAAUACCAGAAGCAAAUGCUUGCGCUACACUUGAAAGCUAACCCAAAGGAAGUUCUUGUGGGUUGGUACGCGACAUCCUCAGAACUGAACACGUUCUCUGCGCUCAUCCAGAAUUUUUACGGCGGUUCAGGAGAUGGAACAUGGCCUCACCCAGCCGUACAUUUAACCGUGUCUACGGCCCCAGGGAAGGAUAUUGAGACUAGGACAUACAUCUCAGCGCCAGUAGGUGUGACAGCGGAAAGAGCCGCUGACAGCGCCGCAUUCAUACCUGUGCCUUAUGAAAUUAGAUAUGGCGACGCUGAGAAGAAUGGCUUGGAGGCGAUCGCUGCCGCAAGAGAUAGCGAAAAUAGGACAGCUAAUCUGUUCACGGAUAUUGAGGCGCUAGAAAAAGCCAUCGAGGAUGUUUUGGGCAUGAUCGAUCGAGUAUCGAAAUACGUCGAGUCUGUGAUGGAUGAGGAAGCCCCCGCUUCCACGGCUCUUGGACAAUUCCUUCUUAAUGCUCUCGCUUUGGCUCCAAAAGUUAACCCUGCUGAUAUUGAAAAUGACUUUAAUAACCACAUCCAAGAUGUCCUUGUGGUUUCGUAUCUUGCCAACACCAUUCGCACACAAAUGGAACUUUCCAACCGACUAGCCACUGCACAACUUACCCUUGGUGGCGAGAGUACGGGAGCCGCCGCAGCUGGAGAAACAGGAGGACAGCGAAGCGGUCGUGGUGGUGGCCGGGGACGCGGUGGCCAGCAACGAAAUCAAGAACGCGUUGCAGUCGAAGCAUAG